Messenger RNA from Clarias gariepinus (North African catfish), 4596 nucleotides. RefSeq names its product sialidase-4-like. Gene Ontology annotation, cellular component: membrane; cytoplasm; lysosome. The transcript is spliced from 4 exons. Gene Ontology annotation, molecular function: exo-alpha-sialidase activity. Gene Ontology annotation, biological process: oligosaccharide catabolic process; ganglioside catabolic process. The record is from RefSeq and is a predicted model, not a curated record. NCBI's taxonomy places the organism in Eukaryota, Metazoa, Chordata, Actinopteri, Siluriformes, Clariidae. The coding region runs from base 218 to 1390 and encodes 390 amino acids.
CCGGGGGUGAACAGCGUGACUGGUCUUUUCCGGAGCGUCGAUGACGCGACUAUAUUGAAGAAACUGUCCACACUCGAUAAACUUUUAGCUAAUAUUCUCACCACUUUCAAGUGCAGCAGAGGAAUUCACGGAACCGAAAUCCAUAACUAGGAUCUAGGUCUGAAGCAGACGAACUGCCUCUCCCAAGUGCCUGUUUCCAAAUAUAUUUUUUCGAGAAAUGGAGAACAGAACACCAGGAAGCAGUUCCUAUGCGGUCAAAGCAGACCCACCAAAAACAACUCUGUUCAAAAAAGAGCAAGGAGGUAUAAAUUACAGAAUUCCAGCUGUAAUUUACAUAAAAGAUGCCCAAACCUUUCUUGCUUUUGCUGAGAAACGAACAUCAUCCAAUGAUCAUGACGCCACUUUCCUGUUCAUGAGGAGGGGAACACGCCAGAAUGGGUCCAUUCAGUGGUCCCCUAUUCAUGAGCUUGGCACAGCUUGUUUGCCGGGACACCGCACCAUGAACCCAUGUCCAGUCUAUGAGAAAGAAUCUAAGACUAUUUUUCUGUUCUUUAUCUGUGUGUUGGGCAAUACCAGUGAAAACCACCAGAUUUGCACUGGUAAGAACAAGGCUCGGCUGUGUUACGUCACUAGCCAGGACAAUGGGCACAAUUGGCGCAGCACAACAGAUUUGACAGAAAGUGUGAUUGGACAUGAGAUAAGAAAUUGGGCCACGUUUGCAGUUGGACCUGGUCACGGCAUUCAGAUGAGGAGUGGCAGACUUGUCGUUCCUGCUUAUGUCUAUUACCUGAGCAGGAAGGAUAAUCAUUGCUCACCAAGCACAACAUCCCAAGCUUUUGCGUUCUAUAGUGAUGACCGUGGGACCACAUGGCAGUUUGGAGAAAGAGUAAAUACAGAAUCUAAUGAGUGUUUGAUGGCAGAGAUCAUUGACAGAGAGGGCAGAAGUCACUUAUACUGCAAUGCAAGAAGCACUAAAGGUUGCAGAGUUGAGAGUCUUAGCGAAAGUGAUGGGAAGGCUUUUGGUACACCUCGAUUCCCACAAAACCUGUUAGAAUCUGGUAAUGGAUGCCAGGGUAGUGUCAUAAGUAUCACUGCACCUAAAGAACAAAAGAAGUUGACAUCAGAUAUUGAGAACUGGCUCCUUUAUUCUCAUCCAACUGACAGAACAAAGAGAAAGAAUCUUGGGGUUUAUCUGAAUAAGUCACCACUAGGUGUCUCUGGAUGGAGCAAUCCAUGGAUCAUCCAUCACGGCCCCAGUGGAUACUCAGAUCUGACUACAUGCGAGAAGCCUGAUCAUUUUGCUUGCCUUAUGGAGUGUGGGACAAAAAGUGAUUUUGACGAAAUUGCUUUUGUUGAGUUUUCUCUUUGCGAUAUCCUAAACAAUCAGUAGCUUAAUUUAUGUACAUGGAGUGUUUAAGUCAAACUGGGAAUUUCUCAUGAAUAACGGAAUAAAAUCAAUUGACAUUUGCAAAAGACUAAGUAUUUUCUGUAAUUACUGUAAUACAUUACUAAUGCAUCACCAACUUGCAGAAAAAACACAAUUGCUCCAGGUGAAACGAAAAAACCUGACCUUGAGGGUAUCCAUAAUAAAAUACUGUUAUUCUGCACAAUCAAAAGUUCUGGUUUGACUUGAAUACUCGUUGUACAUGGUAUUGAUUUGAAUGUUAAAAAAGAAGCACUUAGAAUACAAUUUUGGGUAAAUUCUUGGUUAAAUUACUUUUGAAUAGCACUUUUAAUUGUGGACAAAACAGCUUUAUAAAAAUAUCAAUAGGAAUGUACAGUAGAUCCCUAAUGAGCAAGCAAGAGGUGAGACAGACAAGGAAAAAAACCCUGACAUGAGGAAACAGCCUUGAGAGGAACUUGACACCGCUUCUAAAUUACUAGACACAUAAUAACAGUAUGACAUCUUCAAAAACACUUUGUCUCCUUAAUAAUUCCUUCUAAAUAACUAAACACUUACACUUGUGUUUACUAUUGUACCACAUUACAGCUGUGAUAUUCAUCACAACAGCAGUCAUUUUUGUGUAAUGUUGCCUACUUGACCUCAAGAAAGAAAAUAUUUGUCCCAGUAGUAUUGGAGCUUAAAUCGUGUGACUAUCAGAGGCCUAUAACUGGUAACAAGACAUCAGAGCCUUAAAUGUAUAAUUUCUCCUUGCCCCCUGCAUUUUCUCAUCUUGACUGGAUCUUGCUAUGGUUACAUACUGUGUAUUAAUUUAUCUUAGAUUACAUGUAGAAUUAUCAUAAAUGGACAAAUUCAUGUAGAGUUUAAUUCAAAUACAUACAUUUUUAUUAGAAUCUGGCAAAUUAUGGUUUCUGUGCCAGGAUAAUUACUGUCUUUGCUACUAGUACCCUUUAAUAACCCUCAACUGCUCAGAUGUGUAAUGAGAUAAAAAUGUAAGUCGCUCUGGAUAAGAGCGUCUGCCAAAUGUCUAAAUGUAAAUGUAGAUGAUAUAUCAUCAUGUCUCUGUUUCCUACGUUGCGGUGCUUGCAGCUUCAGGAACAAAGAGGUGUUAUUAAAAAGGGGGGACUUUCUGUAAUUAGUGGCUAAAAAAAGAUUGAACAGUUGAUCACUUUAGUUUGAUAUGAUGUUCAUGAAGUUCCUCUAAUUUGACUACACAGUUAUACAGAGAAAUUAUUCGUUAUUAGAGGAACUAUUUGAUAUCAGCUGUCACCCAGAAAAUGGCUUUAAUUUUGAGUCUGUUGUCUCUCAACAUUUUUCCAUCCAUCAUUUCUGGAAAUUUUUCCUUGCCACCCUCACCUCUUGAUGCUCAUUAGGGAUCAAUUAAAUAUUUUUAUUUUUUUAUAAAAAGUCUUAAUUUUUUUUAAGACUGUGGCAACACAACAAGAUUGUGCAUUUGUUAUGUAGAUGUGUAUUGCUCGUAAACAAAUCAGCCACAACAUUAACACAUUUACUUUUCUACUUAAAACUGGUCCCCUCUGUAAACUGGUCACAGGAGGGGAGCAAAUACAAAUCUGGUCCAAGCAGCACAGCUUGCCAAAAAAUUCAAUGCUUGCUUUGAUAGAAAGGCACAAAAAAAAUACUGCACUACAGCUUACCACACAUGUGGCCCAGUGGGCCAAGAGGCCAAGAGCCCAAGCUUGCUGACGCAGCCAAUCAACAUCCUCAAAUCCCAAUCUGAUUGAGCACCUGAGAAUUGUACCAGAGAAAAAAAUGUCCAAUUCAUGAGGCCCUACCCUGCAACCCACAGUACCCAAAAUAUCCACAGUCAACAACCUGGUGCAACUACAGCACACCCUAGAGGUAAUUUGGAGUCAUGCCCCAAGGGACCAGAGCUGCCCAGAACAAGGGGAACUUACUGUACACAAUAAUGUUUUUUUCUAGUAUGGCUAAUGAAUGUAGAUUGUAGUUUAUCACCCUAGAGCUAGGCUUGUUUAUACUAUGCAUCCUAUUUAAUCAUUAAUACAUUAUAAUGUUUAUCAAUACAUUACUUGUUUAUUAUGUCCUAAUGAUGCAUAGGUGUGAUAUAAUUAUGCUGGUGGUGGUAUGUAACUCUAACCUUUUAUAGAGAGAACUUUUAUUGAUUUUAUCUAUUAUAUUUUAUAUUAAUGAACAUACUCGAAUGGCAUUUCUGUGUAUUAUGUCGAUAGAGAAUAUGUUUAACCUAGUGAUCUCACUUCUUUUUUUUUUAUCAUGGCCUGUUAUCUUAUACUUAUUUUAUCUUAUACUAUAUUUUAUCUUACACUUUAAAUAUAUUCAGAAUAUGACUUGAGUCCAUAUAGCAAAACUAUGAUUAGUUAAUGGCUCAUAAAGGAAUCAUGUCAAUAAGCAACUCAACUCAUGUCAGUGAGCAAUAUAUUACAUGAAAUACAAAUGCCUUUGUGACACAAAAUGCCUUUGCGAGUUUAUUACAAUUUUACUUGAUGAAUGUAUAAGUGAUAUUUAUAUAUUAAGUGAAACAUAUACAUUUAAUUUUAGCACCAUGCUGUAUAGUUUACUGUGCAUAAAUACAGCUAAUCUUGAGAAUGUACGAGAAGUUAAUACAAGGUAUAUUGAAUUUCUGAUACUUUACACAAGUUUAAUGUUUUUCGUGAUACUGGUAAAAUUCGGAUGCAGGAACAUCAUCUACACAUCCUGACAUUUUCUGAGCUACUGUAACAGUAAUAAAACAUUGAUAAAUGUUAGAAAGGGUUCUUCUUCUAACCAGUAGUUAGUGUAAGGAUGUCUAAGGAUUUUUCUGGUUCAUUGUUAAAUACUUCUCGUUGUUUAUUUAGUAGAACUAAAAUCUUGUUAUACUACAGUUAAUUCCUUUUAAGUAUAGCAGGACAGAAUUCAUAUUUGGCCUGACAGGAAAUGAAUGUACCACAUGAGAAGAAAACAAGCUCUAUAAAAAGAUUAUUCUUUUCUAGUUCAUUAUUAUUAUUAUUAUUAUGUUCAAUACGUAAUCUAAUUCCAUUUUCUAUGAUAAAAAGAGUUUUUUAAUCAAAUAUGUUUUAAGACAAACUUGAACAAAUCCCUACAUAGAUAAUCAUUUUAAAUAACUUUAAACCUGUGUAAGCAGUUGUUCAGUUUUCUUCAUCAGACCACAAAGACUUGUUAAAAUGAAAACUAUAUGAAAGUCUAUGCAAAUCUCCCAA